UACCGUUCUCGCUCUGUGCAUAUUUUGGUGAAAGUGGUGAGUGCUGGACUUGAACUCUGCACAUGUUAAGGUGACGAACCUUGAACCCUAACCUUGCGCUGGGACGUAGCUAAAAGGUUAUGCAGACGUCCAUAAUCUGAUCGAGGUUUAGUCUAGUUUCAAAGUACUUGUACACGGACUGCACUCUCCGUUGACCUCCUCAGCAUGUCUGCCCUCAUUCUCGUCACCGGAGGCACUGGUCUCGUCGGUCAAGCUAUCAAAUAUGUUAUCGAGACCGAGCCCGAGGGUUCACGGUUUGGCAAGAAACCCGGCGAGAAAUGGAUCUUCGCCUCUUCAUCUGAAGGUGAUCUGAGGGAUGCAGAACAAACCAAGAAGUUGUUUGAAAAAUACAAACCCACUCAUGUCAUUCAUCUUGCUGCACUCGUUGGUGGACUCUUCAAGAAUAUGAAAUACAAGGCGACCUUCCUCCGUGAUAAUACCCUGAUCAACGACAACGUUCUACACACUUCGCACCUCACAGGUGUUACGAAGCUCAUUUCGUGUCUAUCAACAUGCGUGUACCCCGACAAGGUGGAAUACCCUCUAGACGAGACCAAGAUCCACUUAGGCUUGCCUCACGAAAGUAACUUCGGUUAUGCCCAUGCGAAGCGAAUGGUCGACAUUGCCAACCAUGCGUACAAAGACCAGUUCGGUUCCAACUUCACAUCCGCGAUUCCCACAAACGUCUUUGGACCUCAUGACAACUUUGAUUUGGAGGAUGCACAUGUCAUCCCCGCCCUCCUGCACAAAUGUUACUUGUCGAAGAAGAACGGUACCCCCUUCAUCGUCGGUGGCACUGGCAAACCCUUACGUCAAUUCAUCUACUCUCGCGACCUUGCCAAGCUCUUUAUCUGGCAAUUAAGAGAAUACGACGAUGUCGAGCCUAUCAUAUUCUCUGUUGGCGAGGACGAGGAAGUCAGCAUCAAACAAGUCACCGAUGCCAUCGUCAAAGCGAUGGACUUCAAAGGUGAAUACACGUUCGACACCACCAAGGCGGACGGCCAGUUCCGCAAGCCCGCUUCCAACAAGAAGCUGCUCAGCUUGAUCGGCGAUUUCCAGUUCACACCAUUCGAGAAGGCACUUGAUGAGACUGUCAAGUGGUUCUUGGAGAACUAUGAUACCGCUAGGACAGGGAAGAACAGGAAGACCACAUAGAGGACAUCUAGCGGUAGGUUAGAAGCGUUUCAUUGCCUCAUCCACAGAUAUUCUUUGUCCCUGCUAUCGCCCCUGCGUAGACGAUAUAUACCAGAUAGCUGAAGCACAUGUGGAUGAUGAGAACGUAUUUUGUACCAAAAUGAUAUCAUCUGCAUGUCCAAGAGUCCAGAACGUGCAUGGAAAGGGGAACAACUCUCAACCACCAUACAACCUUAUUCCUCAAGCUUGGCAUUGACAUCAGGGUCAUAUUUCCCCUCCUGGCCGGCAACGACCACCGUAGACCCAACAGACAUAGACGAGUUACUCCUCUCCUCGUGCUCAUCCUGAGCGUCUUCAUCCUUCUCUUCUGCUUGCGGCGUUGAUGUGGCUUCGUCCUCUUCCACAUCAGGUUCAACAGAUUCAGACUUGAGGUCUUUGGGCGCAUAUACGCGGCUUCUUGUUUCUUGAGCCCAUUCGGUGACACCACCGCGUGGACCAUUGCUUCGAACGAGGAAGAUAAGACGGAGAGCUAGUAGACUGCCGAGAACGGCCAUUGUCAGGAAUACGGAAACGAAGAAGAGAAUGAUGAGGGUGAUUGCGAGGAUGAACCCUAGGUGACAUGAGGGUUAGUCGGCGAAGUUAUAACCUGACACGCAGAGAGAGGCACGAACCGAAGACCGUUAUAGCUGCUGCAGACACUGCAAGUGCGGUGGCUAAGGCAAAGAAUAAGGACGAGCCGAGCACGAAGAGGGAGAAUCCGCUGUAGGAGGAGCGUCUUCUUAAUGACAUGGAAAGCGUGAUUAUAGGAUAUUGGGACUCACAUGAAAGCAACGAAAGGCAGGAAGCUUAGCAAGGCGAAGGUAGACAAGAAAGUCUGGUAAUAGAGAGAAGAAGAGAAGCAUUCGCUUAAAUGUCAUUCCCAAACCCUCGAGCAGCGACAGUAACACUUACUGAAUGAAGAGGUUUUGUUUG
This is a messenger RNA of Somion occarium, 2145 nucleotides long. The record is from the annotation of a GenBank genome assembly. NCBI's taxonomy places the organism in Eukaryota, Fungi, Basidiomycota, Agaricomycetes, Polyporales, Cerrenaceae.